AUGGCACCACCCAAAACCACCAAGUUUGAGGACGAGAUGCGGGAGGCCUGGGGUUAUCGAUUCAAAUGGACCAAAGACCACCAGACCCCAGAGCAGUAUGACUAUCUCAAACACUCCUGUGACACACUGGGCGAGGAUUGUGCAGUGCUCCUGAAUGAAAUGUAUCCGGCUGAAAGCGGAACCUCUAAGAGUCAGCAAGACAAUCAUAGCUCCAAUGCCACUUCUCGGGACGGAGCGAAGCCUGAGAAUCGUCCCUCGAAAUACCGAGAUCUAUACGAGCUGUUCUGCGAGCAUCACACAGAGCAUCCAAAGCUCCAGAAGCUCUGGGAGGAGGUCAACACCACGCCCGACUGGGUCGACUGGGACCAGAUCGCACGCGGCCAAGACGUCCUAUAUCGGUAUGGAGGCGCCGCCUUCACCGGGUUGACGUACCAGUCGCUCGUCGGAGGCACCGCCGGCGCUCGAGUGGCCGAGGUAUUGGGUCGCACGGGCGGGUUUAACGUGAACACCGUGUUCCGCCGUAUGCUCGAGACCACCAUCUACUUCAUCGACGUCACCGAGAGUGUCGACAGCCUCAAGUUCGGCGGCCGUGGCUUCGCUAGCUGCAUGCGCGUACGCUUCCUACACGGCACAGUACGACAUCGCAUCCUCCAGCUCGCAGCCAAGCGCCCGUCUUACUUCUCAGUUGAAAAGCUUGGUAUUCCCAUCAACGACCUGGACUCGAUCGGCACCAUUGCCGUCAAUUGCGCAACCAUCAUCUGGCAGUCACUCCCGCGGCAGGGCAUCCAUAUGCGCGAGCAGGAGAUACGCGACUAUGUAGCCCUGUGGCGCCUCAUCGCCUACUACAUGGGCACGCCGACCGACUUCUUCUCCACGCCGGCCAAGGCGCGUGCUAUCAUGGAGUCGCUGUACCUGUACGAGUACAACCCGUCGAGCAGGUCGCAGACACACGCCCAGAACAUCAUCAUCGCUAUGAGUGACACAGCGCCUAGCUACGCCAGUAAGCCGUACCUCGAGGCCACUGCGCGCUGGCUUAACGGCGACCCUCUCGCUGAUGCUCUGGGCAUUGGCCAGCCCAGCAGGUACUACACGAUGCUUGCAGCGGGACAGUGUGUGCUGUUCAUGAUAGUGUACUAUACCUGCCGCGACAUCCAUUUCCUUGACCGCGCCCAGAUUGCGUCCUUCCGGCGAAACGUCAGGGACUAUAUCAACAACCCAGAACUCGGCCUGGAUCACCGCUCUGCCUUUAACUUCAAGUACCUACCCAGCUCGGACGAUACCAAGCAGAAGGGCGAGGGCGAGACUCUUGCUAAGUCUAAUAAAAUUGUAUUUUGGACUGCUGAUCGCAAGGCGUUGGCUGUGUUAUUGAUACUCAGAGGAAACUACCUAUUUGGACCGUUCCUCGCCGAAGCGAUCAACACCACAAUACGUCGUCAGAACCUCGCCCAUGGUGCCGAUAAACAUCAAACCAUGACAAGAUCGGAUGUGGUAAUCAUCGGGGCUGGAUUCUCAGGGAUCUGCAUGGCCAUCAAGCUGCUCGAAGCCGGCAUACGCGAUAUCGUCAUCGUCGAGAAGAGUGCAGGUUUUGGAGGGACGUGGAAAGAUAACAUAUAUCCAGGAAGUUGCUGCGACAGUUGUCUUGUCACACCUGUACUCGUAUUCCUUUGCACAGAACCCUCACUGGUCCAGAGCGUAUCCAGAACAGAAAGAGAUCCUUAUGUCGCCCAGAAGUAUGGUCUGUAUAAGCUCGUACGCUUUGGCUCAGAAGUCACUGCCGCGGAAUGGGACUCCGAGUCUCAUGAAUGGAGCGUCGCCAUUCAGGUUUUAGCUGCAAAAGAGGCUGAAUUCUGCCCGAGAUACACCAUCAAGGCCAGCUUCUUGAUUGCCGGAGUCGGUCAGCUGAACGAGCCAUUUUGGCCCAAGAUCACCGGCCAAGAAAGCUUCCAGGGAAGGGUCAUGCACUCUGCUCGCUGGGACUGGAGCUAUGACUUCGCUGGCAAGCGUGUCGGCAUAAUCGGUAAUGGAGCUACCGCCGUUCAAAUCGCACCUGAAGUCGCAAAGGCCGCCUCUAACUUGACCAUCUUUCAACGCUCACCAAAUUGGCUCAUGCCGAGAUUCGACGCAGAGAUUCCACGAUGGAAAAGGGUUCUAUUUGAUCAUGUGCCUGCGGUCCUCAGUCGGGUAAGGGGGGAGAUAAUGAAUGCUCGCGAAGCCUACUAUGAAGCUGUCAAUCACGCCGAUUCGUCCGACUCUUCGACCAUGACGGAAAUCUGUAAGCAGCACAUGCAGACGCAACUCCCCAGUCGCCCAGAUCUGUGGGAGAAACUGACACCAAACUAUCCGCCGGGAUGUAAACGCAUUCUCCUCAGCGAUGAUUACUAUCCUACGUUACGGCUUUCACACGUUACUCUCGAGACACGACAAAUCGACAGAAUGACUGCUACUGGCGUCGUUGUGAAAGAAGGGCUAGAGGAAAAGAUGAUUGAUCUUGACCUUGUCAUUUUUGCGACUGGAUUCCAAGCCAAGGACUUCAUGCACGGGAUUCACGUGCAAGGCGUGGGUGGCCAAACUCUGAGUUCCAAAUGGGCAAACGGUGCAUCUGCUCUUUACGGCGUCACGGUAGACACUCUGCCAAACUUUGGAAUGCUCUACGGGCCGAACACAAAUCUGGGCCACAACUCUAUCAUUCUCAUGAUUGAAGCGCAAGCCAGAUAUCUCGUACCCUUGGUGACAAGAGUCGUGAAGAGUAGAGCCCGAGGGGGCAAGUUAUCUCUCAUGCCUAGAGCACUGAGGGUCCAAGAAUGGAACAAAGACCUGCAGAACAGCCUAGGAAGUUCUACCUUCGCAGAUCCUAGGUGCAGCAGCUGGUACAAGACAGAUAGCGGGGUUGUCACCAACAAUUGGAGCGGAACUGUAGUGGAGUAUCAGAAACUGCUGUCCAAGGUUGACUGGUCAGAUUACGAGCUUGGGGGAGAUGGGGGAGAGAAUCUUCCGACUGGUAAGGAGUAUAUCGGCCGUGUUAUGGAGGAAACAAUUUUCAGUACCCAGCAAUUCGUUUCAGUAACAGUUCUGGCGGCAUUGACCGGAGCGGUCUCGGUCUAUCUUCAUCGUCGGGGUCAUUUGCUGAAGCACAUUUUGUAG
Messenger RNA from Fusarium subglutinans, 3141 nucleotides. Its product is annotated as flavin-binding monooxygenase-like family. NCBI's taxonomy places the organism in Eukaryota, Fungi, Ascomycota, Sordariomycetes, Hypocreales, Nectriaceae. The record is from RefSeq and is a predicted model, not a curated record. Bases 1 to 3141 code for a protein of 1046 amino acids. The transcript is spliced from 6 exons. Gene Ontology annotation, molecular function: N,N-dimethylaniline monooxygenase activity; NADP binding; flavin adenine dinucleotide binding.